GGGAGGAGGGAGCGGCAGAGACGCCCCCCGCCCAGCGGCUGUUCCUGGCUGCGGCUCGGUAUCGGGCGGGGCGGGGAGCGGAGCGUGGCAGUUGAACCAUCCGCGGUGAAUGAGCGACGCCGGCUGGGGGGUGGGGAAGGCUGACAGCGAUCCCCUCGCACCCCGGGGGACCUGACGGGGCCGGCGGGCGGCGCCGAGCGGAGAAGACGGCUCCCCAGCGCUCUCGGUCCGUCACCACGCCUAAGCCGCGCAGCUACCGCCUCAGCCCCACUGGAGCCUGGGGGGCCGGCAGCGGCCCGGCCCCUCGGCAUGUCCGCCGCCGCCCGAGUGUCUGUAGCGCCCCCGGAGCAGCAGGUUGGGGGGACCGAGACUGGCGGGGGCUCGGGACAGACUCGCUCCCAGGAGCUGGAGGAGCCGGGACAGGAACUGCCGGAGCCCAGCCAGGUGGUGCCGCGGGUGGAUGAAGCCGGGGAGAGCAGCGGUAGCCGAGAGGCGGAUCCCCCAGGACAGGACGAGAAACGGCGGCAGCGGCAGGUGGUCGAGGCCCCCCUGCCGAAGGAAAACCCCUGGACCCGGAGAAAACCUACCCCCGACAGCCCGUCCCCGGCAGCAGCGGACACCCAGCUCGUCCUGCAGGACUCAGAACGGCCAAAUUCCACUAAAGUUAUAAAAGCAGGGAAACCGAAGACCAGGAAACCCAGCAAGGCUAGUGACUUCAAUGAUAUCACAAAUUGGCCGACACCAAGUGAAAUAGCAAACAAUGAAUGCAAAACCAUAAAUCAUCAGAAUAAAAAGCCACUAAAUAAAAAAGAAAAGGAGGAGAAAACUGAAAAGAGAGCAAGCAGUGAAAUUGAGAACCUGCAAGCAAAGCCUGAUGGUCCUGGAGAAAAUGUCAGUGAAGACGAGGCUCAAUGUAACAAUCAAAGGAAAAAAGGUAACAAGCAGAAGUGGGUACCACUUCAUUUAGAUGAUGUAAGACCAGAUAGCCAAGAAGGAACAGGCUCUCGAAAUAGUUCAAGAUCUCAGCCAGAAACAAGCAAAUUAGUGCCAUACAACAACAGACGAAAUGAGUCAAGAACUUGGCGCCGUGACAGAGAGAAAAGAGAUGACCAUGAUGAAGUUUCCAGUGUCAGAAGUGAAGGUGGCAGCAUUCGAGGAUUCUUUAGAGGCAGAGGAAGAGGGCGUGGCAGAGGAAGAGGGCGUGGCAGAGGAAACCCUCGAAUGAACUGUGAGUAUUCGUAUGGUUACCAAGAACUAUAUGGUGAAAGGACCAAUCAGCCAUUUCAACCAGAGCUUAAUGCUAGUAUGAUGUAUUACUAUGACGAUGGAACAGGAGUACAAAUGUAUUCUGUGGAUGAAACACUGCUCAAAGAAUACAUUAAACGUCAAAUUGAGUAUUAUUUCAGCAUAGAAAAUUUGGAAAGAGACUUUUUUCUGAGGAGAAAGAUGGACAAACAAGGAUUCUUGCCAAUUUCUUUAAUUGCCAGCUUCCAUCGUGUGCAAGCUCUGACUACAAAUGUUAACCUAAUUUUAGAGGCUGUAAAGGACAGUACAGAGGUGGAAAUAGUGGAUCAGAAGAUGAGAAAAAGGGUAGACCCAGAAAAAUGGCCAAUUCCUGGUCCACCUUCACGGAAUCAGCCACAAACUGACUUCUCUCAGCUCAUCAACUGCCCAGAAUUUAUACCAGGCAAAGCUUUUGGUUCACAUACUGAGUCUGCACCAAGUUCUCCAAGAAUGGGAAGCCCAAAGAAAAGCACUGAAACAAGUAACCUUCAAACAAUGUCUAAAGGAUUGUCUACAAGCUUGCCAGAUCUGGAUUCUGAGCCUUGGAUAGAAGUGAAAAAGAGGCAUCGUCCAUCCCCAGUCAAAUUAAAGGAAUCUGUGCAUACACUAGAGCACACACCAAGUCAGCAACAGCAGGCCCCACCUUCACAGGAACAAGAACAAGAAGAGCUUGAUUUUUUGUUUGAUGAGGAGAUGGAACAAAUAGCAGGUCGCAAAAAUACAUUUACUGAUUGGUCAGACAAUGAUUCAGAUUAUGAAAUUGAUGACCAUGAUGUAAACAAAAUUUUGAUUGUAACACAGACACCACCUUCUAUGAGAAAACAUCCUGGUGGAGAUCGCACUGGCAACCAUGUGUCUCGUGCAAAAAUUACAUCUGAACUGGCUAAAGCUAUUAAUGAUGGUUUAUACUAUUAUGAACAGGAUUUGUGGAUGGAGCAGGGUGAAAAUGAUUCUACAGCCAUAAAGCAAGAGGUUGAAAACUUUAAGAAACUAAAUCUCAUCAGUAAAGAAGAGUUUGACAGUCUUACACCUGAGCCAAACCAGGAAGUUCUUCCAUGGCCUCCAAGGUCACAACAAGAUUUAACAGAUGAGCUAGCUUGUAAAUUGUUUGGUGUUGUAGAAGUACCUCCAACAACAAUGGGUCGUUCACUGCCAACAGCAGUCCCAGAAUCUCCAAGAGUUCAUCCUGCCAGAACACCCAAAACACCUCGUACCCCAAGGUUACAAGAUCCCAACAAAACACCAAGAUUCUACCCUGUUGUUAAAGAAACAAGAUCCAUUGAUGUAAAGAUUCCAAGAAAAAGAAAAACACGACAUAGUACAAACCCUCCGCUAGAAUGCCAUGUUGGUUGGGUAAUGGAUUCCAGAGAUCACAGGCCAAGAACAUCAUCUGUGAGCAGUUCAAAUGCUUCGCCUUCAGAAGGUGCUCCAAAAGCAGGAAGUUAUGGGUGUACCCCUCACUCACUUCCCAAGUUCCAGCAUCCUUCUCAUGAACUUUUAAAGGAAAAUGGCUUUACACAACAAGUGUACCACAAAUAUCGUCGAAGGUGCCUAGUUGAGAGAAAACGGUUGGGAAUUGGCCAAUCCCAGGAAAUGAACACACUCUUUCGUUUCUGGUCCUUUUUUCUCAGAGAUCACUUCAACAAGAAAAUGUACGAGGAAUUCAGACAACUUGCUCUAGAUGAUGCAAAAGAACACUACAGGUAUGGAUUGGAAUGCUUGUUUAGAUUUUACAGCUAUGGUUUGGAAAAAAAAUUCAGACAAGAGAUCUUCAAGGAUUUCCAAGAAGAAACAAAAAAAGACUAUGAAUCUGGUCAGCUUUAUGGAUUAGAAAAGUUUUGGGCUUAUCUGAAAUACUCUCAAUCAAAAACUCUACCCAUUGACCCCAAACUGCAGGAAUACCUUUGUAACUUUAAGAGACUGGAGGACUUCAGAGUUGAUCCUCCUCUUAGUGAAAUAUCUGGGCGAAAAAGACCUUCAGCUUCAGUAGGUGAGGAGAGUGGUUAUCAUAGACAUCAGCCUACAUCCUCUUCUAAGACUCUAAUUGCUGCUGAAACCACAGCUGACAAUCAGUUUCAGAUCCCAGUAAACUUUCACGAUGGGAAUACUGCGCAGGAAUCAAUUGACAAGUUAGGCCAGAACAGCGUUGCCACAAAAUCAACUGAAGGAUCUCCAUAGUUAGUGUUUUGUUAGGUGUGGAGUUUUCUAAGUGGACAUCAGCUGAUUUAGUUUUAAGGAAGUGUUCAACACUUGUUUUUAUAUGAAUGUGAGCAAAAGUAAAGUAGAAGGGUAAAGUGGGUAUGUUGAUAUAUAUACUGUCCUAAAUUCACUAAAUAUCUGCAGUUUUUGCAGGUUCAUAAAAUAGCAAAUAACAUUCAAAUCAUCCUCAGUUUCAUAGAGGUUCUUGUUUUUUCAUUUCUCUCUAUUUCAUGGUUAUAAAGUGUGCUACAAGAGGUAUAGCAGAUCGAUUUUUUUAAGAUUUUAUUUGAAUUUCAACUCAAAUAUUUAGUUUUACUUUUGAGACAAAUUUAAAAAUUAAAGCAGUCAUUCUAAAUUUGUUUUUAUAUUUUAGAAUGUAUGUGAAUGAAGUUAUAAUUUAAAAUUCUGCUAGGUAUAAGACUAAAUGAGAUUUCAACAAACCAGUCAAGACAUUAGUUUCAUUAAAUGUUAACAGUUCAAAUAAACAUUCAUUUCUAGUGUUGGAACAUGAGUAAAAUCACGAGUUUUAUCACCCGUAAUUACUUAUUAACUUCAUUUAUUUUGAUUUAGAAGAUUUAGUAUAACUGAGGAAAUGACUUCUUUCUAAGGUAGGUGGGAAGAUAGGAAUGAGUUCAUUUUUGCUUUACUUGUUAACUGCCAAACAGCCUUCAGUUAACUUUAUAACUAGAAGUAAUGUCUAACAUUGAUGCCUUAAUACUGGGAGGUGUCCUAAACGACUCAACAUCCAAAGAAUGAUUUUUAAACUUGUAGUGGAUUUUAGAAGUUGAUGUAACUUCAAGUCCAUUAAAAUUUUCAGUCAUGUUACCUUGUGAAUCUGAAUAGAACAAUUAUGAACACACAUGCACUUGUAAAUGAGUAUAUAGCAGUGGCCUUCCUAGUAGUUAAAGUAAUUUCAAUACACAAUUGAACCUUUUAGAAGUAACCUAUUUUCAAAGGAAAAUAGGAACUAGCAUAAUAGGAAUUGAUGCAAAUGAACAUUUUAAAUAGCAUCUUUUCAAUGUACUAGUUAUACAUCUCAGAGCUGUUUGAUCCAUGCCUCUUUCUAUCCAUGAAAAUGAUGCAAAUGUAAAUUUGGAUUGAAACUGUAUAUAUAAGUAAUAGACUUUGAAUAUUUACUUUCACUUUUUCAUUGAAUGAAAUGUGUGCAUAUUUAGCAUUCAGUGUGUGUAAUUUGUGGUAUAUCUUUGCAAAUUUUAUAAAAAUAUCAAAAAAC
This is a messenger RNA of Mauremys reevesii (Reeves's turtle), 4717 nucleotides long. It is a transcript of the gene LARP1B, whose product is annotated as La ribonucleoprotein 1B. Gene Ontology annotation, cellular component: cytoplasmic stress granule; cytosol. The record is from RefSeq and is a predicted model, not a curated record. NCBI's taxonomy places the organism in Eukaryota, Metazoa, Chordata, Testudines, Geoemydidae. The transcript is spliced from 20 exons. Bases 310 to 3462 code for a protein of 1050 amino acids. Gene Ontology annotation, biological process: mRNA stabilization; positive regulation of translation. Gene Ontology annotation, molecular function: RNA cap binding.